UUCUCCAAACAGAUAUUAGAUGAAAAGUCUUACAGAAUGAAGAAGCAAGGGGAUGUAGCUCAGAUGGUAGAGCGCUCGCUUAGCAUGCGAGAGGUACGGGGAUCGAUACCCCGCAUCUCCAUUUUCGCCCUAGUUUCUUUUUUUUCACGCAUCUCCUCUUUUAAUUUUUCGCUUUUGGUUUUUAUCAAUAAUCCUAUUGUAAUUGCAGAGGCUGGAAGAACUCAUAGCCUGUUUGGAAAUUAGGGUUGAAUCUUUGGCUUAAUAGAUUAUUCUUUUUCUGUUUUCGUCUUCUUCACUUAAAUGGAAGCUAAAGCCUUACUUUCUAGUUUAUCUACAAACUCUGCACUUCCAUCGUUUCAAAAGAACUCACUCCUUUCAUAUGAUUGUUUUUCAUAUCAUUCUUCUACUGUUAAUUUCCAUAAUUACCUCUGGUUCAAAACCCUUCAAUCAACUUCUCCACAAGGGAUAAAAUUAAAACCAUUACAAUGUGUUAAUAGUAAAGAAAGAUUAGAGACUAUUGUUUUUGAAAAUAAAGAAUACAAGAAACCAGAUAUUAAAAAGAAAAAGCUUGCAGUUUUUGUCUCUGGUGGAGGGUCUAAUUUCAAGUCAAUUCAUCAAGCUUGCCUUCAAGGUUUAGUCUUUGGGGACGUUGUGGCUGUUGUCACUAAUAAGCAAGAUUGUGGAGGUGCUGAGUAUGCAAGAGAUAAGGAAAUUCCAGUUGUUUUGUUUCCAAGAACUAAAGAUGAACCUCAUGGUCUGUCGCCCAGUGACCUUGUAGCUGCACUUAGGGAGUUGGAGGUUGACUUUAUUCUUCUAGCUGGAUAUUUGAAACUUAUACCAGCUGAGUUGAUUCGAGCUUAUCCAAGAUGCAUAUUCAAUAUUCAUCCAUCACUUCUUCCAGCCUUCGGAGGCAAAGGUUACUAUGGUAUGAAGGUGCAUAAAGCGGUCAUUGCUUCUGGAGCAAGAUACUCAGGGCCAACUAUCCAUUUUGUUGAUGAGCAUUAUGACACGGGUCGCAUCCUUGCUCAAAGAGUUGUACCUGUACUUGCAGAUGACACUGCAGAAGAGCUAGCUGCAAGGGUUCUUAGGGAGGAGCAUCGGUUAUAUGUUGAGGUGACAAUGGCAUUAUGUGAAGAGCGAAUAAUUUGGAGGGAAGAUGGUGUCCCUCUCAUUCAGAGUAGGGAAAACCCCAGUGAAUACAGCUAGCUUAACCAAUUUUUUUUUUCUUAUGGAGGUAUGACAUGCAUGCAGGUAAUUAAUCGGCAGCAUUGUUGUGAUACAUGUUGGAAUUAAGAUUUCAUCUGACACUCUUCAAAUCAGCAGUUCUUAAUUUACACAGAAGAUCCAAGUCAUCGUAGAUUGCAAGUUUAGUAUAAAUUAUAAGCAAUGUUCAAGUAUUUACCCCGCGGGGGACAUUUGAGCUUGACCUUUGUUUUCUUCAUUUGCUGAGUGUUGGAAGCAUUGUAAAAAGCUGGAAGGAGGGGAAACUUGGCAAAUUAAGGAUGCACAAAACCAAAAUGGGAAUAUGAGAUAGUGGAAGACUUCAUCUUGUUGUUGUAGGGAAACCGGUAUGUGAUCUACUGUGUAUGGCUCUUUUGAGAUCUCUAUUAGAGGACCUGCUUGCCAAGAAAUUUUCUCUCUGUUUUAUCUUUUUUUCUUUUCCCGUGAUUUGAUGAUGAGAAGGGAGAGGAGUGAAUUGGCAGGAGAUUUGGCCUUUCUCGGGAGACCCUUCUCUUACAUCAACUUAGAGGUUCACCUUCUGGCUCUGAUGAACAAACAUAGAGGCAAUCUCAACUCAA
Ricinus communis (castor bean) is the source of this 1799-nucleotide messenger RNA. RefSeq names its product phosphoribosylglycinamide formyltransferase, chloroplastic. Lineage: Eukaryota; Viridiplantae; Streptophyta; Magnoliopsida; Malpighiales; Euphorbiaceae. Gene Ontology annotation, biological process: 'de novo' IMP biosynthetic process. The coding region runs from base 301 to 1206 and encodes 301 amino acids. Gene Ontology annotation, cellular component: chloroplast; cytoplasm. The transcript is spliced from 6 exons. The record is from RefSeq and is a predicted model, not a curated record. Gene Ontology annotation, molecular function: phosphoribosylglycinamide formyltransferase activity.